UCAUAUUAAAUUUCUCAAAAUAUCUUGUUGGCAAAACACCUGUGAAUUGAUUGUGAGAGAGUUCCAGUAUUCGCAACAUAGGAAAUGAUAAUUUUGUCUCGCGUUUGACCAAUGAGGAAAAGUUUCCUUGAUCAAGUUGUUCCAACAUUUAGAACUUCCAAGUGGUACAAUUAACCAAAGCAGAUGGCAAUGUUCCUUCCAAGUUUUUGCCUUUGGUUAAGGUAUUGAAUAGAGCUUAAUGCUAAUUGUUGGGGGAUUCUUCCAAGUGGCUACAAUGUUUUUUUAACACGAAGAAGAUGAGGCUGUUUUGCAUUUGUUGUUUGGAGUAGAAGAGAAGAGGUAUGUUGAAAGAAAUGAGACCAAUGGGAGAGAUACCUGGUGAGGCAGAGAUAAUUUGUCGUAAUUUUCAGUCAAUGUAUUGAUGGAGGGCUGGUUUAACGGAUUAUAAACUAAAGAAAGAACGAGGAAAGAGAAAGAGGGGGAAGACUUUUGCCACGAUCCAUACAGCCAUAACGCAGAAUUUUUAAUUUUUUCAGUCGUCUUAUUCUGUGCAGCAUUUAAUUUGAGCAGAAUCUGAUUUAUAAAAGUUUAUUUCUUAAAUAUUAAAUACGUUUCAAAUCGGUUUAAUAUUACAACAUGACUAAACCUUGGUGGAAAUAAGUCUUUUGGCCUAAGUGAAAAUAUUUAUUGUAUAAAAUAUAAACAUAAUAAUAAGAAUUGAUUGAAACGAACUCUCUUCGAUCGGGUAGUGUUACCAGCAGCACAAACUAUUAUAUAAAUUGGAUUGUCUCAUUCAGUGCCCUUUUUUUGGGUUUGACCCAGUUGUGCUUCAGUCGAGGUUAGUUCUUUGGCAGAUUAAAAAUUUUGAUAGUGUAGUUGAUUCAAAGUUUGGUUUUUUAUGGUCGUUCUUGGUACGAUAUAUGAUUUUUAGAGUUAUUUAGAAAUACCCAGAUGGGGAAUUUUAGUUGUGGGGACUUGAGUUUGGUUUGAAGCUAGUUUGAUGUUGUUUGAGUGAGGUUUAAGUGUGAAGGUUUUGUUUUUGAAGUGUUUUUUGUAGAUGGCUGAUGCUAGUUUUUGUUAUGUUUUAAGAUUUUUAGAACAUUGUUUUGUCGGUUUCUAGAAAAUUGGAAAGUGAGCACAAAUUGACGGAUACGUUGAAGAUAUCUUUCUGUGAAUACGAGAAGAGAUAAAUGUUAAGUUAAGAUCGGAGGGAAUGCAAUCCAAUGUUAAACAGAUGAACUCAUUGGACGACAGAUCAAUGAGUGAGCUUGAGGAGGAGAGUCUUUUGACUCCGGAAGCAGAAUCUGGAAAGCCAAAACCUGUUCUUGGACUUGAAAAUGGACAUACUUUUAGGGUUUCACCAUCUUUUGGAUAUAAAAAUUUGUGGAAUGGUGUGUAUAAGAGCAUAAAGACUGUUGUUUUCUCGAAUAAACUCAAUUUGCUUAUGCCUUUUGGGCCAUUGGCAAUCAUGGUCCAUAAAAUGACUGGUCACAAAGGAUGGGUCUUCUUUCUAAGCAUGCUGGGUAUAACUCCUUUGGCAGAGCGUUUAGGUUAUGCUACAGAGCAGGUGGCCUUUUACACUGGUGCUACAGUUGGGGGCCUUUUAAACGUUACUUUUGGAAAUUCGACGGAAAUGAUAGUAUCAAUUUAUGCUCUGAAAAGUGGUAUGACACGUGUCGUUCAACUCUCAUUAUUGGGCUCAAUUUUGUCAAAUAUGUUGCUGGUGCUUGGAUGUGCAUUCUUUUGUGGAGGUCUUGUUAUUCGGAACAAAGAACAACGGUUUGAUAAGGCAUCCGCUGUUGUGAAUUCGGGACUGUUAUUGAUGGCAGUCAUGAGCCUGCUCUUUCCAUCUGUUCUUCUCUACACACAUACUGAGGUGCAUUUUGGAAAGUCAGAGCUGGCUCUUUCAAGAUUUAGCAGUUGCAUUAUGCUAGUGGCAUAUGCUGCCUUUCUUGUUUUCCAAUUAAAAGGUCAACAAAAGACAUAUUUCUCUGCAACUGAGGAAGAGAAUCAGGCUAUGGAUGCUGCUGAUAAUGGUGAUGACGGCAAUGAAGAGCCACAGAUCUCAAAAUGGGAAUCAAUUAUUUGGCUUUCAAUUCUAACAGCUUGGAUAUCUAUCCUUUCAGAGCAUCUAGUCGAUGCUAUACAGGGAGCAUCGAUCGCAUGGAACAUUCCAAUUUCAUUUAUUAGUGUUAUAUUGCUUCCAAUCAUAGGGAAUGCUACAGAGCAUGCAAGUGCUAUCAUUUUUGCCAUGAAGGACAAACUUGACAUAACUUUGGGAGUGACAAUAGGAUCAUCAACACAAAUAUCCAUGUUCGGGAUUCCAUUUUGUGUGGUUAUUGGAUGGAUCAUGGGUUGCCCCAUGGACUUGAACUUUCAAAUUUUUGAGACGGCAACUCUUUUCAUAACUGUCAUAGUUGUUGCCUUCUUUCUGCAGGAAGGAACAUCUAAUUACUUUAAAGGACUUCUGCUCAUUCUUUGUUAUCUGAUAGUUGCCGCAAGUUUCCUUGUACAUGAAGAUGCUUCUCCAGAAGGCGGCAAACUAUCUCAACUCAGCAUCAACAGUUUGUUGCACACAAUUUUCAGUUCCAUUAAGGUCAAAACUCUAGAGGAGGUUCGCAAAAUAUUCAACAUUAUAUAAUUCUGUCUUUUGUUUUUCUUUCUUUGCACACAUGUUUACUUAAACUUCCUUGUUAAAGUGUCAAACGAGGGUUAUUUGACUGAUGUAUUGUUACCUAUUGUGUUGUCUCUUUGAAUCAUUUUAUUUAUGUUAACACAGUAUUUCUUUCAUAUAAAUAAGACAUAUUUAUGCA
Mangifera indica (mango) is the source of this 2813-nucleotide messenger RNA. RefSeq names its product vacuolar cation/proton exchanger 5-like. Gene Ontology annotation, biological process: intracellular calcium ion homeostasis; calcium ion transmembrane transport. The record is from RefSeq and is a predicted model, not a curated record. Gene Ontology annotation, cellular component: plant-type vacuole membrane. The transcript is spliced from 12 exons. Gene Ontology annotation, molecular function: calcium:proton antiporter activity. The coding region runs from base 1214 to 2641 and encodes 475 amino acids. NCBI's taxonomy places the organism in Eukaryota, Viridiplantae, Streptophyta, Magnoliopsida, Sapindales, Anacardiaceae.